UCUCUGGUAUCGAAAUAUUUUUAUGUGCUAGCGACGCAUGUCGGUCGUAUUGCUGUAACAUUUCCUCAUAAAUUAAUGAACAGUCUUUGUUUAGAAUGGAAAUGAUCGUUCCCCAAACAAAACGGAUAAAACUGGAACAUUCUUAUGCGUAUCUGGCGGACACCACCCAAUUCGAACCUGUUACAGUGAAAGAAGAAGAUCCUCUCAAGUUAGCCGAGACUGACGUCGAAAGCAUAAAAAUUGAAGUGGCCGAUGAUGAUAACCUUGUAAAGACUGAACCAGCUGAGGAAAUCGUCGAGGAGGGUCACAAAUUCGAGUAUUUUAGUGUGACAAGUGAAAAUGAAUAUAAAAUCCCACCAGAUCAUAACUCGGUUGACAGGUUAGAUAAAAUACAAAAUGUCGGUACUAAAAUAGAAUGUGAAACGCCUUUGGACAAUCCAGUUGACGAUCCAUUAAAGUUGGUUAGUUUUGAGUAUGUGGCACCAGAUGUUGAGAAACCAAACGAUAAAAAGAAAACAAAGAAAAAUGUUUUGAAAGUUGCGGAUAGCCAUUUGACAUCAUUUCUACGCUUGCAGAAGGAGAGGGAUAAUUUACAGAAAACGAUCAAAAAGUUAAGGACAGAUUUAAAGGAUGUCAAAGCAAGGGAAAAGGCGUUACAGACAGAGUUGGGAGCGAGGAGAAUGUCGGAGCUGUCCCUGGAAGAGAUGAACGCGGAUUUGAACUGCCUGGUCCAAGAGUCGAUAAAGAAAGAGAAAGCAAACACCAAAACGAUAAAAGAGCUGAAUCAGAGGCUAAGCCAGGCGGAAAAGGAGAACCAGACGAGAUCCGACAUCUCGGAACGGAUGAGGCGGGACUUCUCCGACAGACUGGAAAAGAUGAAGGCCCAGCUGAGGAAAAGAGAUUUGGAACACCGAAACCUGGACGUAAAAUGCGGCACCCUCACCCACAACCUCUCGCGUCUCACGGCGAAGUACGACGUCCAAAAGCACGAACUGGCGCAAGUGAAACAGAAGUUACACGCCGUGGAACAGUCGCAAAUGAACAGCGUCAAGUCGUCUGCGAGCGUGAAGCAGCAGAUGGCCGAGCUGAGCAAGGAGUUAGCCGUGACGAAACGCACCAACGAGGAACUACAGAAAUCCUUAUUGACGGAGAAGAAGAUGAGCCGGUUCUUCAUCAAGGAGCGGGACCAGCUGCUGGAAGAGCAAGACGCGAAGUUCAAGGAGGCGGACAAGGAGCUGGUGAAGCUCAAGCAGUCGGUGGGGUCGCUGACGGCAGCCCUUACGCAGAAGAUCGCCGAGUGCAAGACGCAGAAGGACGCCACCAAGGUGGUGAUGAUCACGUAUCAGAAGAAGAGCCUGGAGUUGAGGCGGAAAAUGGAGGAGCUGGAGAAGAAGCAGGAGGAGCUCUCCAAGAAGGAGUGUGAAUACUGCGGGUUUUAACUACGCUUAUCGAUAUUGUUGUAAUUAAUUUAAAUAUAUUAGUUUUAGUGUUUUAUUUCGUCGUUUUUAACGUCGGCAGUGAUUGGAAUCUUCCGUAUAAUUGUGACUUUAAGCUGUUAAUUGCAAAAAUCUAAUUUAAAGUUUGAAACUUUUGUUAAAUACCUUUGUAAAAUAUACAGGGUGUUUCGUUGUAUAGAUGUAUGAGCCAUUAACGCUAUAUAUAAAAAAACAAAUGAAGCACAAUUUUUUUUUUUUUCUAAUAGACCAUCGAAAAGGGCACAUUGGGAAACUACAACUUUCUCAAAAUUGUGCAAAUAUUAAGCCUUCAUCGUUUUUAUGUCGAUUUUUAAGAAAUCGUAGGGAAUUUUUUAUCCAAAAUUUAAUAAUACCGUGUUAUUCUACAACUCCCAAA
Anoplophora glabripennis (Asian longhorned beetle) is the source of this 1851-nucleotide messenger RNA. Its product is annotated as cilia- and flagella-associated protein 58-like. The transcript is spliced from 3 exons. Bases 96 to 1439 code for a protein of 447 amino acids. The record is from RefSeq and is a predicted model, not a curated record. NCBI's taxonomy places the organism in Eukaryota, Metazoa, Arthropoda, Insecta, Coleoptera, Cerambycidae.